CGUCUCGCGGAGAAGUGUCGUGUACUCCCCGACAGCACCAUAUAACCUGUCAGACGUUGUUGUUAUUUGUCAUAGCCAAUGUUCACCUUAUGAUUCACGUUUUAUGGAUAAACAAAUCAAAUAAAUAAACACAUUGCUGAAACUAAAAAAAAGUUAAAUAAAACACCAUGUUACCAGGCAUUGGAGUUUUCGGCAACGGCUCAGUUGUUCGAGUUCUAGUUCCAAUUCUGCGCGACAAUGGCUUUAAAAUCGAAGCACUUUGGUGUAGAACACUUCUGGAUGCACAAGAAUUGGCAAGGGAACUAAACAUACCAUUUCACACAAGUAAAAUUGACGAUGUGUUAUUGCGCAAAGAUGUUGAUCUCAUCUUUGUGCUCUGUUCCCCAAGCUUGCAUGCACAGAUAUCAGUCAAAGCCCUAGGAAUUGGAAAACACAUUGUCUGUGACAAACCAGGUGGCCUGAAUCAAGAAGAUGCUUUGAAGAUGGUCAGAGCAUGUCAGUAUUAUCCUUCAUUGAUUUCCAUCAUCAAUCAUUCAUUCAGAUUCCUGCCAGCUAUCACACACAUGAAGAAGGCCAUUCAAGACAAUUACAUUGGAUCUCAAAUCACUUUAAUUGACAUUCGAAUACAAAGUGGCAGGUUGUAUGCUGAGAACAAUUCUUACGACUGGAGAUGUGAUGAUCUAAUGGGUGGAGGCACUUUAAAUUUGAUUGGUAGUCAUGUGGUAGACUUGGUCACAUUUCUUACAGGUCAAACUGCAACUAAAGUACAUGGUAUUGUCAGGACUUUCACAAAAACAACUGAAAACAUCAAAGGAAUCAGGCAGAUAUCUGCUCCAGAUUUCUGUUGUUUUCAAAUGGAGUUAAAUGGUGGCACUUUAGUUACUGCAACUAUUAAUAGCCAUACAAUUGGCAGUGUUUUCCAACAAGAGAUUAGCAUUUCUGGAAAUGAGGGGCAUUUGGUUGUGCAUGGUGGAGAUUUGUUUGGUCGCAAGGAGAAACAAAAAGAAGAAGUAUUAUUUUUGGAUGUGGAGGAUAUGAAAACACCAAUUUCGAAUACAAUUAUACCGAAACCGUACGCUAAGGGAUUGUGCAAAAUGGUCGGGGCUUUAAGAGAAGCUUUUCUUCCGGUAAAAGAAAAAGCUGGGUGGAUCAAGGAGCCUGUUCAAUCGGCAGCAGGUUUUGAAGAUGGAUUAUAUGUUCAAGCUGUUCUGGGCGCGAUUAAACAAUCAUCGGAGAUGAAGCAAUGGACAAAAGUUAACAUUAUGACUGAACAACCAGAUUCGAAUGCUUUGUUAAGUGCCGCAGUUCGACGCACUGCUAUAUCAGCAAUUAAUUAAGAGAUUUUACAGUUAGAGAUUAAAGUUGUGAUGCAUUACCUUUUUUCAACAAAUUUGGGUAUUUAUUUUGUUAUAUUAUAUUUAUUUUUAAUAUAUUAAUACUUGGGCA
Molecule: messenger RNA, 1446 nt
Organism: Dalotia coriaria
Lineage: Eukaryota; Metazoa; Arthropoda; Insecta; Coleoptera; Staphylinidae
Product: glucose-fructose oxidoreductase domain-containing protein 1
Exons: 1
Coding region: 168-1337 (389 amino acids)
Molecular function (GO): nucleotide binding
Source: RefSeq, a predicted model, not a curated record